Messenger RNA from Rattus rattus (black rat), 2395 nucleotides. It is a transcript of the gene Hcfc2, whose product is annotated as host cell factor C2. Gene Ontology annotation, cellular component: histone methyltransferase complex. The coding region runs from base 42 to 2213 and encodes 723 amino acids. Gene Ontology annotation, molecular function: protein binding; transcription coactivator activity. The transcript is spliced from 14 exons. The record is from RefSeq and is a predicted model, not a curated record. NCBI's taxonomy places the organism in Eukaryota, Metazoa, Chordata, Mammalia, Rodentia, Muridae. Gene Ontology annotation, biological process: regulation of DNA-templated transcription; chromatin remodeling.
GCGCGCGGGGCAUUGUGGGCCGAGGGGCGGGGGUUGGGAAGAUGGCGGCUCCCAGCCUCCUCAACUGGAGGCGGGUUUCCUCCUUCACCGGGCCGGUGCCCCGCGCCCGGCACGGACACCGAGCGGUGGCCAUCCGGGAACUGAUGAUCAUCUUCGGCGGGGGCAACGAGGGCAUCGCGGACGAGCUGCACGUCUACAACACCGUUACCAAUCAGUGGUUCCUACCAGCUGUCCGAGGAGACAUCCCCCCAGGCUGCGCGGCCCACGGUUUUGUCUGUGACGGUACUAGAAUCCUAGUAUUUGGGGGAAUGGUUGAAUAUGGAAGAUACAGCAAUGAGUUGUAUGAAUUACAAGCAAGUCGUUGGUUAUGGAAAAAAGUGAAACCCCAGCCCCCUCCUUCCGGUUUACCUCCUUGUCCUCGGCUUGGACAUAGCUUCUCUUUAUAUGGUAACAAAUGCUAUUUGUUUGCUGGUUUGGCAAAUGAAAGUGAAGAUUCAAAUAAUAAUGUCCCCAGGUAUCUCAAUGAUUUCUAUGAGUUGGAGCUGCAGCAUGGCUCUGGUGUUGUGGGCUGGAGCGUUCCAGCCACCAAAGGCACCGUGCCUUCUCCACGGGAAUCCCACACUGCUGUUAUAUACUGUAAAAGAGACUCUGGGAGUCCUAAGAUGUAUGUCUUUGGUGGGAUGUGCGGUGCUCGUCUGGAUGACCUAUGGCAGCUUGACUUAGAAACUAUGUCGUGGUCAAAACCAGAAACUAAAGGGACAGUACCACUCCCACGAAGCCUUCACACAGCCAGUGUUAUAGGAAACAAGAUGUACAUUUUUGGUGGAUGGGUUCCACAUAAAGGUGAAAACACUGAGAAUUCUCCCCAUGAUUGUGAGUGGAGGUGCACCAGCUCGUUUUCGUACCUAAAUCUAGAUACAGCAGAGUGGACUACUCUGGUGUCAGAUUCCCAGGAAGAUAAAAAAAACUCAAGGCCAAGACCGAGAGCAGGACACUGUGCCGUUGCGAUCGGCACUCGACUGUACUUCUGGAGUGGAAGAGACGGCUACAAAAAAGCCCUUAACAGUCAGGUGUGCUGCAAGGACCUGUGGUAUCUUGAUACCGAGAAACCUCCAGCACCAUCACAAGUCCAGUUAAUCAAAGCUACUACCAACUCCUUCCAUGUCAAGUGGGAUGAAGUGCCUACGGUCGAGGGCUAUCUUCUGCAGUUGAACACUGACCUGACGCACCAAGCUGCAUUGCCUGAUGCUUCAGCAGCACCAAAUACGCUAGGAGGCAGGACGGACCCUCACAGACAAGGCAGUAAUAGCAUCCUUCAUAACAGUGUUAGUGAUCCAGCAAACUGUACAAAACCUGAACACACGGCUGUGGCUGCAAGAGGAAUGUCACUGAAGAGCAAACCAGACUCAAGAGCAGCAGACUCCAGUGCUGCUUUGCACUCGCCAUUGGCGCCUAACGCGUCCAACAACAACAGCUGUAUGGCGGACAUGCUGUGGAAGAGCGAAGUUGACGAAAUAUGUGCUCUGCCUGCAACUAAGAUCAGCCGUGUAGAGGCACAUGCUGCAGCAACACCAUUUUCUAAAGAGACACCUUCAAAUCCAGUGGCCAUUUUGAAAGCAGAGCAAUGGUGUGAUGUGGGGAUUUUUAAAAACAAUACAGCUUUGGUGAGCCAAUUUUAUUUGCUACCAAAAGGAAAACAAAGUAUGUCAAAGGUAGGAAAUGCAGACGUACCCGACUACAGUUUGCUUAAGAAACAGGACCUUGUUCCAGGAACAGUCUAUAAAUUCAGGGUUGCUGCAAUCAAUGGUUGUGGAAUAGGCCCUUUCAGUAAACUCAGUGAAUUUAAAACAUGUAUCCCUGGUUUCCCUGGAGCUCCUUCUACAGUCCGCAUUUCUAAGAAUGUUGAAGGUAUCCACCUUUCCUGGGAGCCUCCAACGUCACCCUCUGGAAAUAUUCUGGAAUACUCAGCUUACUUGGCUAUCCGCACAGCACAGGUGCAAGACAAUCCCAGCCAACUCGUGUUCAUGAGGAUCUACUGCGGUCUGAAGACCUCGUGCAUAGUGACUGCUGGACAGCUGGCAAAUGCACACAUUGAUUACACGUCCAGACCUGCCAUUGUGUUCAGAAUAUCAGCAAAGAAUGAGAAGGGCUACGGACCCGCCACGCAAGUCCGAUGGCUUCAAGGUAACAGUAAGAAAGCCCCUUUGAGUUGAGUUGUUUUUACUAAAGCUGUUGUAAUCGUUAUUUAUUAGAAACUGUUAUAAACAUCUGUUCUUUGAGAGUAUUCCCUGACUGUACUUCUAGCAGUUAUGAAUUUGAGUUUGUAAGUUGUUCUUAAAAUGUAUUUGCUCACUUCUAGAUCCAAAUAAAGAUAGAAAGAAGCAAAGACUGAAAA